Molecule: messenger RNA, 567 nt
Organism: Rhizoctonia solani
Lineage: Eukaryota; Fungi; Basidiomycota; Agaricomycetes; Cantharellales; Ceratobasidiaceae
Product: Lytic polysaccharide mono-oxygenase, cellulose-degrading
Exons: 8
Coding region: 1-567 (188 amino acids)
Source: RefSeq, a predicted model, not a curated record
AUGCGCUUCCUGGCUGGUUUAUUGACUUUGGCGACUUUGGCGUCGUCCGUUGUCGCUCAUGGCAUUGUAACUCAACCUCCAACUCGCACACUCGGGAGUGCCAUGAUUGCAGCUUGCGGUGAAGGUGCUGUCUCGGCUCAAAAAUCCAAUGUCAAGGGACCGAUUGAAAGCCAGAUUGCCAAGAUUGAUUCCAACUACAAGCCCGCGCAAUGCAAUCUCUUCUUGUGCCGUGGCCAACAGUUUGCUGACAACAAGGACAAAGUCCAAACCUACAAGACUGGUCAAGUCGUGAACAUUGUACUAGACAUUGAGAACCACCAUCCUGUUGGCUAUGCAAACGUAUCUGUUAUCGAUACUGCCACAAACAAGAUGGUUGGCAAGCCUCUGAUUGCAUGGGAUCCUUACUUUACUGGUUAUCCGUACCCUAAGGAUCAAGAGAACUUCAACGUCACUAUUCCAGAGCUCAGCGGCAAAUGCAAGACUGCCGGAGAAUGUGUUCUACAAUACCACUGGUACUCCCGAACGGACAGGCAGACUUACCAAAACUGCGUAGAUUUCGUUGUUUGA